Astyanax mexicanus (Mexican tetra) is the source of this 5634-nucleotide messenger RNA. RefSeq names its product angiopoietin 1 (gene angpt1). Gene Ontology annotation, molecular function: receptor tyrosine kinase binding. The transcript is spliced from 9 exons. Gene Ontology annotation, biological process: Tie signaling pathway; angiogenesis. The record is from RefSeq and is a predicted model, not a curated record. NCBI's taxonomy places the organism in Eukaryota, Metazoa, Chordata, Actinopteri, Characiformes, Acestrorhamphidae. Bases 1057 to 2649 code for a protein of 530 amino acids.
UCUCUCUCUCUCUCUCUCUCUCUCUCUCUUGCUCUCUCACACACACACACACACACACAUUCCUCCCCAGUCACUCUGAGGGGCAGGCACAGAGCGUGCUCUAAGCCUUCAGCAAAGAAUCUUACGCAGUCGCUUCGGUCACAGACAGAACAGACAGAGGCGGCACCAAAGGAAAGGGAGAGAGAGAGAGAAAGAGUGAGUGGGAGAGAGAGAAAGAGAGAAAGAGAGAGAGAGAGAGAGUGAGGGGAAGAGAAAGGGCGAGGGAGCACCAGAGGAGGUCUGACGACACAGUCUUCACUCUCUCCCUCUUUCUCUGUGUGCUGCACCUUCAUGCGAGCCUUGUUUUAGCACCCUCAGCUGCACAGUUGCGUCCACAUAAAAGCUGUCACUGCGCAACACGUGCACAGAGGUCACGUCUUCAAGAGGUCACUAGUGACUUGUUGCUUCAAGAGGACAAACUGGACAGCCACGAUACUACACCUCAGGAGUUUGGGAAGUGUAGGACUAGACCAGCAAUGUUCUCAACAAGUUCUUUCCCAUGGAUGUCCUAUAUGGACAUACCCACCUCAAGCCCCAAGCCAAAGGACUUGAUUAGAAACUUCUAAUAUCCCCUGAUUCUGGACUUUUUAUAACCUUCAACAAGCAGAAGCUUAGACCAAAGAAGCCAUCAGAGAUAUCUGCAUCACUGCAUCACUGAUCUGGACAACCAUAUGGUCUUACCCACCUGGACCCACUCUCUCUUAGAGGUUUCAAGGAUCCCUUGAUUCUGGACUAUUCAAGAUCUUUAUGAAGCAGACGACACCUGUUGGCCAAAGAAGCCAUCAAAGAAAUUGAUGCUUGACAACCUGUAUAGUGAAACCCACCUGGACAGCUGUGCAGCUGGAGUCUAACAGCUUCUAAGGACUCCUAGGACAACCCAAGAAGACCUACCAAAAACCUGCGAUCAAAGAAGCAGGUUUUUCCUCACUUUUUUGGAGUCCGAAGCUCUACAUCUCUGACCUGUAUCACUGACCUGUAUCCCUGACCGUUUGCUUGUUCCCCUGACCGCUGACUGCCAUGCUCUGGUGGAGGCUCGCCUGCCGUGCUGCGUGUUUGGCUGCUCUGCUGGUGGUGGCCGGUUGUGAGCAGAAGAAGGAAACGGACGAAGGAUCAAGGGGCGCCUCGGGGAAGGCCAGCGGCACAGGCGGCACAGGCAAUGGCAGCAGCGGUGGCAGCUCCAGCAACCGCAGGUACCACCGCCUCCAGCAUGGCCAGUGCACCUACACCUUCAUCCUCCCGGAAGGUGAUGGAAACGGUGGAACGUCUUGCCGGGAGACGAAAGCAGGUACCCAGUACAAUGCCAAUGCUCUGCAGAGAGAUGCCCCUCCACCUGAGCCGGACUUCCCCAGCCAGAAGAUCCAGCAGCUGGAGCACAUCAUGGAGAACUACACGCAGUGGCUGCAGAAGAUUGAGAACUACAUCAAGGAGAGCAUGAAAGCAGAGAUGGCCCAGUUACAGCAGAGCGCAGUCCACAAUCACACGGCAGCCAUGUUGGAAAUGGGCACCAAUCUUCUUUCCCAGACGGCCGAACAGACCCGCAAGCUGACGGAUGUCGAGACUCAGGUCUUAAAUCAGACGUCCAGGCUGGAGAUUCAGCUGCUGGAGAAUUCGCUGUCCACCAACAAGCUGGAGAAGCAGCUCAUAGUGCAGACCAAUGAGAUCAGCAAACUGCACGACAAGAAUGGGUUUCUGGAGGUGAAGAUGCAGGAGAUGGAGGCAAGGCACCAGGAGGAGCUGGAGGUGUUGAGGGAGGAGAAGAGCAGUCUGCAGGCUCUGGUAGCCAGACAGAGCGGUGUGAUACUCGAGCUGGAAAGCCAGCUGGGCAGAGCCACGGGGAACAGCACGGCGCUGCAGAGACAGCAGCAGGAUCUCAUGGACACCGUACACAGCCUCCUCAGCCUCUGCUCCAAAGAUGGAGUGGUGCCCAACAGCACAAAGCAAGCUGAUGAGGAGAAGAAAUUCCGGGACUGUGCUGAUCUGUACGAGUCCGGCAUCCGCAAAAAUGGAGUCUACACCAUCAACAUCAGCCCUCAGGAGACAAAAAAGGUAUACUGCAACAUGGAGUCUGCUGGAGGAGGAUGGACUGUAAUCCAGCAUCGAGAGGAUGGCAGCGUCGACUUCCAGAAAACAUGGAAAGAAUACAAAAUGGGCUUUGGGAGCGUGUCGGCUGAGCACUGGCUGGGGAACGAGUUUGUGUACAUGCUGACCAGUCAGAGGCAGUACAUCCUGCGUGUGGAGCUGACCGACUGGGAUGGACAUCAGGCCUUCUCCCAGUAUGACCGCUUCGCCAUCGGCAGUGAGAAAAACAACUACAGGCUGUCCUUAAAGAGCCAUAGUGGGACAGCAGGCAGGCAGAGCAGUCUGGUGAUUCAUGGAGCCGACUUUAGCACCAAAGACGUGGACAACGACAACUGCAACUGCAAGUGUGCACUGAUGCUGACUGGAGGCUGGUGGUUUGACGCCUGCGGCCCAUCCAACCUUAAUGGCAUGUACUACACCCAAGGGCAACAUGUUGGCAAGCUCAACGGCAUCAAGUGGCAUUACUUCAAAGGCCCGAGUUACUCUCUCCGAGCAACCUCCAUGAUGAUCCGACCUCUGGACUUCUCAUAGAGGCGGAUUUUGAAAAGUUUGGGGCUACAACAUUAUCGAAUGACUGCUUUUUCAGUGGCCUGGUUAGCUACAUGCACGAAACUUGGAUUGUGCCCCCCCCCCCCCCCCCUCAAAUUCCAUGAGUAACCCCCCUCUCAUGGAAAUAGGGAUUGAGCUAGGUGAGCUAUUAAUAUCCCGCAGUGGAGCGUUAGCUCUCUGGGAAUUUGGGUGAGCACUCUCGGCUGGUUUGUAUUUUUAUAUAUCAGUGAUAUGAACUCAAGUGGCAUUGGUGGGUCAUUUGCACCCCUGUGAACUGCUGAGGCAGGCACAUCCCCUUUGAAGGGAGAGAGCUGCCCAUCUGUAAAGCCCCCCUCUGGCUUAUUUGGCUCACUCUCCCUGUGAACUCUCAGCAGCUGGAAUGUCUUCUGAAAACCAAAAGUGAGCCAUUAACAUAUCUUUAUAAACUCUUUAUAAACUACGUUGCACAAUUACUUUUGGGACAUGAAUGCCUUAUUUUCUAUUGUUACGCUUUUUAUACCUACACAACCUUAUUUUGUACAUACUUCUCAUGAAAGCUCAGAAAUGGCAACCGAGGUAUAAUGUGAAGGAGAAGUUUGACUCACAAAGAAUCCAGAAAUUAAGAUCCACCUGAUGGUUCUGUUUGCCAGGUGGUGUUUGUUACAGUGUUUAAAUUGCUGCAUUAUUAUUGUUGGCUUUGAAUUUUAGUGACCUUCAGCUGCGUUAAUGUUCACCAUUACAAUGUGAAUACACACUCUCAACAAUAAAUGUGCUUCAGAUAAUUGUUUGAGUUAUGCAACAUGCCAAAUAGAACCAUGUCAUUUGUAGGCAUGUGUGAGUGUGAAAUGCCAAAACUCAUGGGACAGGAACUAGUGUCAUGCCCCAUGACUUCUACACUGACCUGUGGGAUGUGUGUGGGGUCUCCUCCAUUGAAUGUGGAUGCAUACGGACAGUUCCAGACAGACAGUGCCAGUCACGAUCAUAACCACCCACUGCACUGUCCACUGUGAGUAGUAAUGUUUUCCUGGUGCACACUGUGGAUCAAGGAAUGUAUGUAAAAUGCUGGCACAAUUUUGAAAAUAGAAUAUCUUAACUCACUUAAGUCACAUGAGCACGCUGGCCAGUGUUCAACCUCACUCACUGCAUAACACUCAACUUUUACAGGUGAGGGUGUUCCUAGGCCACACCCUAAGGCAAUACAUUAUGAUCAAUUCACAUACUGCUAUCCCAUGACUUUUGGCAUGUCAAUGUAAAGGUUCUUUACCUUGAACAUGUAAAGUGUAGUGUAGUCCAAAUUCAUUGUUGACUUGUUGCUGACUCCAUGAACAACCCCAAAUCGGAGAAGACAAAAAACAAACAAACAAAAAAAGAGCACAGCGUUUGUUAGGUUUGUUACGUUUAGUUUGACUUGAUUGCAGACAGUUUAAAUCCAAAAUAGUUCAGGUUUUUCUACUCAAUUUCUCAACUUCAUUUAAUUUAAUACUUUCAUUCCUGCGUUUUAGGCCUGCCAACACAUUACAAAUAGGUUAAGACACUAAAGCAUUUACCACUUUAUAAUGUUGCCAAGUGAUUCCAAUUGAGGUGUUUCAUGUGUUAUUUUGUCCAAUCUUUCCUGCAAACACAUUUCCUUUUGGGUUAGAGCAGUCCAGUACCCCUACUCUUUUCCUUCUGCUAUAUUGCUGUUGUAAUGUGUGCAGCAUGUGGUUUUGCAUAUGCCUUCUUGAAGGCAGCAUACGUUGCACAACCUCAUAUCAUGAUUAUACCCUGACUCUUGCUGACCUCAUUACUAGUCCUAAAUGUCUUCGGUCACAACUUUGUUUGGAAUGUGUCGCAGGCCUGAAACACAGGAAUAAAUGCAACAAAUUAACUAAAGUUAAGCAGACAAAACAUGAACAAUCUUGGUUAUAUACUGUGUGCAGUGAAAUAAAAGUCAAAGUUGCAUUUUUCAUACUGUCCCAACUUCUUCUGAUUGGGGGUUGUAGAAACAAUCAAUUUGUCAGAAAUCAUUUGUAAUAUUUUCAGUCUUCCAGAUGUUGAUUCUUCUGCACUGCACAGGUUAGGUAAUGAUUUUUUUUGCAGGAAUACACUUUAAUCAGGUGUGUCAGAGCAGGGAAAGCUGAAACUGUGGAAUGCAGGACUUGGAACUGAGAAUCAUUGCUCUGAUGCUGAAAGUGACUGCAUAUUAUUGAAACUGCUCUAACUUUAAUAAGAAUAAGUAGGACUGAUGGUACUGUACAUUACACUUUUAUAUACUCUACAGAUGUGUUUUUGUGUUAAAUUGAUUUUUUUUGUUUGUUUUUACUUUGCAAUUGUACAUAAUUGCUGCUUAAAUAAGGAUUUGGUGCGAAUGUUGUGUUAGUAUGCAAGAAAGAUUAUUUUAUCUCUUUGUAUGCCUCUACAGUCUAUUUUGGGAACUUGGCAGGACUGUGGUGAGAGUGUAUUUUUAACACACACACAUACUCUGAUCUGAAGUCCACACAUUCAUUUCUCCGGAGGAGGAGAUUCCAGUAUGUUUUUCUUUCAUCAGCGAAGUUUGAAAACACGUUUAUAAUAAGUCCCAGCUGAAGGUUAGUAAAAUUAACGGCUCAUUUUAGUGCACUGUAUUAUUGUCCUAUUGCAUAAGUAUCAGCGUGAAACACCUACACGCAUCUGUUAUGAAAAACAGGUCAUUUGUAUACAAAAAAAAUCCAUGCAACAUCUGGAGCAUAUUAAACAACAGCAUGAUGUUUAUUAGUGUACGUAAAAUAUCGUACUUUGUGUUCGCGUACAACUGCUUGAGGAAAGGUGUUUUUUUUAUUCUCUUGGAGCCAUAGGAUACACUCUGCUCUACAGAGCUUUAUAAAAUAAUAUGAAUACUAUCACAGAUUGCCUUCAGAGAAUCUACUAUUACCUCGUAAAAACUGUACAUUUGCCAUUUUAUUUAAACGUUCUAUGUAACAUUAAAAAUUUUGUGAUGUCUAAAUAAAACAAUGCAUGUGAUGCACUGAA